AUGACCGAAGACAGCAAUGGCUUCUAUGCGCCCAAUAUGCGCGCCGUUCCUGCAGGAGAAUUCGUAAAGCCGAGCAGAAGAACUAACGGUGCUGGUGUACAGGCUGAGGACACGCGGAUAUGCGUCGUCAUGGUAGGACUGCCCGCUCGGGGUAAGAGUCUGAUCGCACAAAAAGUCGUGCGUUAUCUGCAUUGGCUAUCGAUCAAAUCAAAAACGUUCAAUGUCGGCCAGUAUCGCCGUACCGCGACUCCAAACCCCUCGGCCGAGUUUUUCGAUACCACGAAUCCUGAAGGAGAGCGGCUCCGAAGAGCCGCCGCUGAAGCCGCCGUGGAUGACAUGUGCAAGUGGUUCGCGGAGGGCUCAGGGCUGAUUGCGAUAUUGGAUGCAACGAACUCGACCAAAAGCCGACGGAGGUGGAUACAAGAGCGGUGCGAUGCUGAGAACAUCGAGACCUUGUUCGUGGAGUCGAAAUGCGAUGAUGAGGAUCUCAUCAUGAGCAACAUCUUGGAAGUCAAGACCACAUCACCAGAUUACGUGGGUCAGGAUCCAGAGGAAGCUGCCGCCGACUUUCGCAAUCGAAUUCGCAAUUACGAGAAAGUUUACGAGACAAUUGACGAGGACGAGCGCGAUCUCACUUACGUCAAGUUGAUAGAUGUUGGCAAGACCGUCAUCAUCAACCAGAUCCAAGACUACCUUCAGAGUAGAGUUGUCUACUACUUGAUGAACCUCCACAUCAAGCCGAGAUCGAUCUGGUUAUCACGGCACGGCGAGUCGGAAUACAAUCUUACAGGCCAAAUUGGAGGAGACGCAAACAUCUCCGAGCGCGGAGACGCCUACGCGCAUGCUCUUCCCGGUCUCGUUGCAAAGUCCGUCGGUGACAACCGCAAACUCACAGUCUGGACGUCGACUCUAAAGCGAACGAUCCAAACCGCACGGUUCCUCACUUUCGAGAAGCUAGAAUGGAAAGCACUCGACGAGCUCGACUCGGGUGUCUGUGACGGCCUGACCUACGCCCAAAUCGAAGAAAAGUACCCCGAAGACUUCGCAUCGCGUGAUGAAGACAAGUACAACUACCGCUACCUCGGCGGAGAAUCAUACCGCGACGUCGUCAUCCGUCUCGAGCCCAUCAUCAUGGAAUUGGAGCGCAGCGAAAAUAUUCUCAUCGUGACGCAUCAGGCUAUCCUGAGGUGCAUCUACGCGUACUUCAUGAACGUACCGCAGGAGCAAAGCCCAUGGAUGGAGGUUCCACUCCACACGCUCAUCAAGCUGACCCCGAAGGCCUACUCGACGCAGGAAGAGAGGUUGAAGGCAGAUAUUCCGGCAGUUAGCACAUGGAGGGGAAAGGGGAGCAAAGCUGAGCACCAGCAGUCGAACGGGGGGGCACAUUAG
Dothidotthia symphoricarpi CBS 119687 is the source of this 1389-nucleotide messenger RNA. Its product is annotated as 6-phosphofructo-2-kinase/fructose-2,6-biphosphatase 2. Gene Ontology annotation, molecular function: 6-phosphofructo-2-kinase activity; fructose-2,6-bisphosphate 2-phosphatase activity; ATP binding. The transcript is spliced from 3 exons. The record is from RefSeq and is a predicted model, not a curated record. Gene Ontology annotation, cellular component: cytosol. Gene Ontology annotation, biological process: fructose 2,6-bisphosphate metabolic process; fructose metabolic process. Bases 1 to 1389 code for a protein of 462 amino acids. Lineage: Eukaryota; Fungi; Ascomycota; Dothideomycetes; Pleosporales; Dothidotthiaceae.